Prunus armeniaca (apricot) is the source of this 564-nucleotide messenger RNA. The record is from the annotation of a GenBank genome assembly. Lineage: Eukaryota; Viridiplantae; Streptophyta; Magnoliopsida; Rosales; Rosaceae.
AUGGCAAGCCACCAAAAUCAGGAUUUGAGUCACAAGGCAGGCGAGUUGACUGGUCAAGCUCAGGCAAGUUAUAACUAUGAGUUCCUAAACCAGGCAUCAGAUAUGUCUCAAUCUGUCCAGAAUAAGGCAUCAAAUGCAUCUCAGUCUGUCCAGAACAAGGCAUCAAAUGCAUCUCAAUCUGCUCAAGACAAGGCAUCAAAUGUAUCUCAGUCUGUCCAGAACAAGGCAUCAAAUGUAUCUCAAUCUGCUCAGGACAAGGCAUCAAAUGUAUCUCAGUCUGCCCAGGACAAGGCAUCAAAUGCAUCUCACACUGCCCAAGACAUCAAGGACCAAGCCACCCAUCUCCUUCAACAGGCAAUCACUUCCUCCCCUUUCCUUAUUAUUUCAAUGAUUUUUACAAGUGAGCAAGUGAAAAACAUGGCUCAAGGAGCAGCUGAAGCGGUUAAGAGCACUUUGGGAAUGAACAACCCAAGCGACCCCAACAGUAACCCAAGCAAUGCAAACAUGAACCCAAGCAUCAACCCAAGCAACCCAAGCAUUAACCCAAACAACCCAAGGAUUUGA